AUGUCAGGUCUGCCUGCCGUGUGCCCCUCCCCUUCAACAGGGAUGUGGGCCGGCAUAUUCGUCCCACCUACCCCUUCCUCUUCACCCUCGGAUGACCACACUGCUGCACUACCCUUGACGCCCCACAAUGUGCUCUACCUACGCUGUUUGCCCCUCCCCUUCAACAAGGGAUGUGAGCCGGCUUCUGCUCGGUUCCAUGUCCCUCGCCACAUCUGCCAGCCUCCUGAAUUGCCAGCCUCGGCCAUGUGGGACCAGGAUGCCCAUCCCUGUCGCCUCUGCCAUCUCACCAACCCCGCUCUUGUCCUCUUGACAUCGCCAUUUGCUGUCUCUGCGACAUGCCAAAUGUGA
Cyclocybe aegerita is the source of this 348-nucleotide messenger RNA. The record is from the annotation of a GenBank genome assembly. NCBI's taxonomy places the organism in Eukaryota, Fungi, Basidiomycota, Agaricomycetes, Agaricales, Hemipholiotaceae.